UUCGGCAGUUGAACGGCUCGCGACGAUUGCUGUCCGUGGAGAAGCAACCUUGGCCAUGGACCAGCCGGCUGGCCUGCAGGUCGACUACGUCUUCCGGGGUGUGGAGCAUGCCGUGCGGGUGGUGGUUUCUGGGCAGGUGCUGGAGCUGGAGGUGGAGGACCGGAUGACGGCCGACCAGUGGCGGGGCGAGUUCGAUGCCAGCUUCAUCGAAGAUUUGACUCACAAGACAGGGAACUUCAAACAGUUCAACAUCUUCUGUAACAUGCUGUGGGUGCCUCCAACGCCUUACAGUGAGUCAGUCACCCUUGACCUGCUGACCUACACAGACCUGGAGUCCCUGCGAAACCGCAAGAUGGGGGGCCGCCCGGGCUCCUUGGGCCCCAGGUCGGCUCAGCUCAACUCCAAGCGCUACCUGAUCCUCAUCUACUCCGUGGAAUUUGACAGGAUUCACUACCCGCUGCCCCUCCCGUACCAGGGCAAGCCCGACCCCGUGGUCCUGCAGGGCAUCAUCCGCUCGCUGAAGGAGGAGCUGGGCCGCCUGCGAGGGCUGGAUGGCCAGGCUGCUCAGGACACCCGGGAGACCGAGAUCUGGCACCUGCGGGAGCAGGUGUCGCGCUUGGCGUCUGAGAAGCGCGAGCUGGAGUGCCAGCUGGGCCGAUCGCGCGAGGAGGCUCUGGCCGGCCGGGCGGCGCGCCAGGAGGCCGAGGCGCUACGGGGACUGGUGCGUGGCCUGGAGCUGGAGCUGCGGCAGGAACGCGGCCUCGGGCACAGGGCUGCGGGUCGCCGCAGCCAGGACUGCCGCCGCCUGGCCAAGGAGCUCGAGGAGGUGAAGGCGUCGGAGCGGAGCCUGCGCUCGCGGCUGAAGACGCUGAACAGCGAGCUGGCUCUGUACAAACGGGGGAGACGGACUCCACCAGUGGUACUGGCCCGGGAGGACCGGGCUUCGUCGUCCCGUGAGCGCUCCACCUCUCGCGGCCGUGGAGUCACUCGCUCCUCAUCCCGGGAGAGCGGCCGCGGAAGCCGGGGUCGGGGCCGCCCUGCCCGCCCCUCGCCCUCACCCACAGGUGGUCGCGCGCUCCGUUUCGACCCCACAGCUUUUGUGAAAGCCAAGGAAAAGAAGCAGAAGGAGAUCAGGAUGAAGUUACAGCAGCGGAACCGCUUGGGCAGUGGAGGAAGCGGGGACGGUCCGUCUGUCUCAUGGUCUCGGCAGACCCGGCCCCCUGCUGCCGUGACUGGCUGUGGGGACGCAGCUAACCGCUCCCGAAACAGAAACCGCAGCUCCUCCGUGGACAGUUUCCGCAGCCGCUGCUCCUCCGCCAGCUCCUGUAGCGAGUUCGAGGACUUCUCAGAGUCGCUCUCCAGAGGCGUUCCUCGCCGUGGGAAGCCGCCUAGCCCCACACCCUGGAGUGGGUCCAAUACGAAGUCCACCCCCUUGGAACGCAGCCACCAUCAGAGACGCCUGGCCAGCUCGGGUGGCUGGGUCCCCAUCAAAGAGUACAGCUCGGACCACCAGGCGGCCGAUAUGGCCGAAAUAGACGCCCGCCUGAAGGCCUUGCAGGAAUACAUGAACCGACUGGACACGCGGUCGUGACCGUGGACAGGGGGUGCUGCCCCUCCACCCCCCACCCUCUGCUGGGUAUGGCAUGGGGGGCGGGGCCAGGGUGGCCUUCCUGCCCCGCCCAGGCUCCACCCCUCCUGGUGCACCUGGGGUCUCAGGUGUGUGAGGCCCUGACCCGAUCUUCUGCCCAGGCAAGGCAUGCUGGGAGAGAGGAUAUGUGCAUUUUGUAAAUAAACAUAUUUGCCUUUGGGA
Molecule: messenger RNA, 1810 nt
Organism: Propithecus coquereli (Coquerel's sifaka)
Lineage: Eukaryota; Metazoa; Chordata; Mammalia; Primates; Indriidae
Gene: CCDC61
Product: coiled-coil domain containing 61
Exons: 14
Coding region: 56-1591 (511 amino acids)
Cellular component (GO): centrosome
Source: RefSeq, a predicted model, not a curated record